This is a messenger RNA of Jatropha curcas, 1934 nucleotides long. RefSeq lists its product as uncharacterized. The record is from RefSeq and is a predicted model, not a curated record. Lineage: Eukaryota; Viridiplantae; Streptophyta; Magnoliopsida; Malpighiales; Euphorbiaceae. Gene Ontology annotation, molecular function: peptidyl-prolyl cis-trans isomerase activity.
CCAAUCGCAACUUUAAGCACCCCUUGACCAAUGCGGUGUUUUAACACGCUCGGAUAAGAGAUAUUGGAGGCUGGUUUGGAUAAGGAAGGCAAAACGAGAGGCAAUGACUUUCUGGGGAGCGGAAGUGAAACCGGGACAUGUAUUUGAAUAUUCUCCUGAUAGGCAGCGAAGAAGACUCCAUAUUUCACAGGCGACGUUAGGGAAUUCGCAGGUAACGUCAUGGAUCGAUCGUGCAGCGUCAGAUAAAGUGGUGGUUCAAUGUGAGGUGGGAUAUUUUGGUCUAGUUUCUCUUUGCUCUUUGUUUCCUGAACGAGUGGAAUUCUGCAAAUUGAAUUUAGAAUUCGAGGAAACGCCUUUUAAAGUUUUAUUUCAAGUUAUCGGUAACCGAAGUGUUCACCUCACUGGUUUCUAUAAAUCUGCAACUAGCGGAAGCACCCUGAGCAAGGAGCCUGAAUCCCUUGGAGAAGAUGGGAUUCCGAUUUCUUCCCUCGAUAAUCCUCCUGCAAGGAAUAUAUCGGAAGCAGAAGAAAUGGCUAAGAAAGGAACAGACUUGACAAUUGACAAGGAGGUUAAAGAAGAUGUGCCGGAAAGAAAAGCAGAUGUUGUUGUAGAUAGUGAGCUGACAAGCCAGCCUGAGCAACAUGAGUCUAUCCUAUCUUCUGCUCAAGCAGGCUUGGAGAAUGGUGUAAAGCCAAAGAAGAGAAGUAAAAAGCGAUCCAAAGUGGAGGACCAGGUUAAAGCUGGAACUGAAGAUUUUUCCUUUGGCACAAUUAUUGAAGUGAUAAAAUGCAGUGAUAAAGCCAAGCAAAGUGAGACAAAAGCUGGCCAAUCAAAUCCAGAUACUACUGUAAUAGAUGAAGAUAACAGGACUGAAAGUGGCAGGGGAGAUAACCAGUCGCAUUUCUCACCACCUUGCGUCGUCCAUGGAAAUGUUGCAAAGUCCAGGAAGAAAACGGGAAAACGGGCAAAGGAGGAAAAGGGUCUUGAAGCUGAGAGCCCUUUCCAUGGUAAUGUUAACAGAGAUGAGCCCAAGGGUAAAAGCACGGGACUAGAUAUCUUGUUGAAAGAUGAAGAAAAUCAGAAGAAAGCAAAUUACGGGAAGGCUGUCUUGCCAUGGAAUUCUGAGCUGCCUUCCACUCAGUUGGUCAUUGAAAAUGGUUUAAAGCCAAAGAGGAAUACAGAAAAGUAUAGUGAAGAUAUAACUCUUGGAGCUGACAGCAAUAACCAUACAAAUGUCAUUAAAGAGGAUAAAGCCAGUGAAAAUGAGUUGAAAUUUGAUGGCACUGAAUGCUAUGGGUCUUUGCAAGAUGAGCAAAAUCAAAGGAUUUUUUACAAUAUUGCUAACCAAUCUGCUAAUUCAAAUCAUUCUCGAAAGAAAAAGAAGAAAAGGAGUAGAACUCGAGAUGGGGAGGCUUUGAAUGCAGAAGGAUCAAAUGGCAGAUCUGUUAUGGAGACUGAAGACAAUAAUGCUGAUGAGAAGAAUUCAUCUCAGCUUCGGACCUUGUCAAAUGGAUUAAUCAUAAAGAAGCUGGUAGCGGGGGUAAAGGAGAUGUGUUGGAUGCCUGGAAUAUCCAGUGUUGAUGUUAUGAGAGUCCAAGAGGUGGCUUUCUGAUUAACGGAAGGGACGACUCUGAUUUUUCCGGCAGAAUCAGGCGUAACUUGCAUUUUUGGCUCCGGUGGUAAACUCAAAAGUUCUGGAAGUAUCAAGGUUGAGAAUGAUUCUCCCUUUGGAAGAAAGUGUUCUUUUUUUUGUGUGUUAUUUAGUUUGUUGUUGUUGCUCAUGGUGGUGAUGGUUAAAGUUUGCAUUUGGAUACCUAUUAUUUUGUUCACUCCAUAGCCCAAAGCCCCGAACAAUGUAAAACAUGUGGUGUAUAUGUAUAAAAUUGCCCCUGUACUGCAAGGUUUUAAACUUAAACACUCCAAAAUUUUCGACA